UGGAUAAUUGGAAGUCUUUAGUUGAGCGGCGACGCUUGCUCCGUGUGGAGCAGCAAAGACCAAAAGAGUCGAAGUCUUCAGACACACUCACGCGUUUCGAAUUGACCUUUCCUGCCGCUACUGCAGACACCUACUUUAUGAUUUUAUUAAAAGUGUAUUAGUAUUAUCAUUAUUAUUUAUUUCGGACGGUGCAAGUAAACAUUGAUUUGCAAAAACCACCCUUCAGAGAGUGCCGUUCAGUUCGUGUUUGUUCAGUGAUUGAGGAAGAGGAGAUUCGUUCAAUGUUUUCGAUCAUAUGUUGUUGGGAUUUCUCAAAUAAUUAGUCAGGAGGAGAUAACUUGUGUUAUUAUGAGUUUAUUUCUGAAGAGGAUGUAAUAGGAUCGGUACGAAAAUGGGGGCGAAUAUGGGAAAGAACACGUCGCUGCUGGAUGCGCUGCCAUCUGGACAGGGAACUCUUCACGUGGUGAUGCUGGGACUGGACUCGGCCGGAAAGACGACGGCUCUUUACCGGCUCAAAUUCGACCAAUACCUGAACACGGUCCCGACGAUCGGCUUCAACUGCGAGAAGGUGAAGGGAAUGAUCGGAAAGGCGAAAGGCAUCAACUUCCUGGUGUGGGACGUCGGCGGUCAGGAGAAGCUGCGACCUCUGUGGAAGUCGUACACGAGGUGCACGGAUGGAAUAGUGUUUGUGUUGGACAGUGUUGAUGUGGAACGUAUGGAGGAGGCCAAAAUGGAACUGAUCCGGACUGUGAAAUCGCCGGAGAACACCGGAGUCCCGAUCCUGGUGCUGGCGAACAAGCAGGAUCUACCGGGAGCUCGAGAACCCAGGGAUCUGGAGAAGCUCUUAGGUCUGACGGAGCUGGGAGGCGGCAGCUCCGGAGGACACCUGUGGCACGUGCAGCCUGCCUGCGCCAUCACCGGGGACGGCCUUCACGAAGGUCUCGAGGUCCUCUACGAAAUGAUCCUCAAACGGAGGAAACUGGCGAAGAUGUGCAAGAAGAAAACGAGCUUUACCGCCUAAGAGACGUCACCUUUGUUGUCUCGGCCGCCACCACCGACGUGGAGGAGCGCCGCGGAUCUUGCCUCAAGACUAACAGUAAAAAAAAUAAAUAAAUAAAUAAACGAAAAAAAAAAUUUGUAAAUCUUUCGAACCGAAAGACGCGGUUCGUCUCGCAUCUUUUUGUACUUUGGAAUUUUCGAUGGAUCUCCAUUCUAUUCAUAUUAAAUAAAUUUAUCGAUCAUCUUCAUUGUUACUUUAAAAAUUGUGAUGAGUCCGUUCAGAGAUUUAAUUAAGUGAAACGAGUUGAUAAUAAUGAAGAGAAGAGUCUGAUAACUCACAUGGGAUGUUUCCAUCUUCUACGACGACGGCGAUGUUAACCGAAAAUCCAAUUUAUUUAGAGAACAAAACAACAACCAUAAAAGAAAAAAACUUAGCUUCUUGCACGCAGAAAGUGAAACCGUAUGUAUGUUUGUUGUUAAGUAGAACCGAGAAAGCAGUGCGAAAACAUCCCGAAUAUUAUUCCCAUGCGCUUUUUUAUAUUAUAUAUUAAUAUAUUAUUACGUAAACAAAUUAAUUACAAUAUGAAUAUAUUUAUGUCGAAAUGUGCAAUUCUAGGUAAUAAGUCGUAACGGGAAGGGAACUUAACCCAAGCAACUCCAUUCAUUAUAGUAAACGUUACCAAUCCAAUACGAACGAUUACAUUAUAAACGCAUUGAAUUAACAAUCAAUUAGCAUGUAGAUCAAUCUACAUACCUUAUUGAGUUAUUAUAAAUAAAAAAAACAAAUUACAUAGAGAACGUUAGCACAGCAAAGGUUAAUUUCCCUUCAAACUGCUUACCUUUCUUCAUCUUCCUCCUCUCUUUUUUUCUAUAGAAAAAAAAA
Nicrophorus vespilloides is the source of this 1882-nucleotide messenger RNA. RefSeq names its product ADP-ribosylation factor-like protein 4A (gene Arl4). Lineage: Eukaryota; Metazoa; Arthropoda; Insecta; Coleoptera; Silphidae. Gene Ontology annotation, biological process: intracellular protein transport; vesicle-mediated transport. Gene Ontology annotation, cellular component: cytoplasm. The coding region runs from base 392 to 1021 and encodes 209 amino acids. The record is from RefSeq and is a predicted model, not a curated record. Gene Ontology annotation, molecular function: GTPase activity; GTP binding. The transcript is spliced from 3 exons.